Trichomonas vaginalis G3 is the source of this 1593-nucleotide messenger RNA. RefSeq lists its product as uncharacterized. The transcript has a single exon. The record is from RefSeq and is a predicted model, not a curated record. The coding region runs from base 1 to 1593 and encodes 530 amino acids. Lineage: Eukaryota; Parabasalia; Trichomonadida; Trichomonadidae.
AUGUUCCUUUUCUUUGCGCGUCUUGGGAGUUCACAAUGUGAAAUUGAAAUCACAAAUUACAAUGGGGAUGUUAUUUCCCCUGAUAACUAUUCAACAAAUACAGAAUGCUUCAAGAUUAAAUCAAAAAAUUGUCAAAAUGUCAGAGUUACACCUGAACAAGAUAUUUCACAUGGAAUAUAUGAAGCAGGAACAUAUAUUAUUGCGGCUCAAGGAACAGAAUCUGAAGAAAACAAUGUUUCAAUUACAGUCACAAUUAACACAGUCCCUGUUAAAGACAGAAAUUACUAUUAUAUUAUCAAUCAUUGUGGAACAUUUCCGGUUAUAACAUCUUUCUUUUACGUCAUCUUCAACUUGACAAAUAAUAUUAAAGGAGAAUUUCAAAUUGGAAGGCCAAAUACUUUUAACUUUACAAAGAUAAAGGAGAACUAUCCGCAUGCACAAUACUUCCUGGAAAAUGGCGAAGCUGAACAUACAUUUCAUUAUAUUCAAAAAAUUGCCCAUGAAGAUCCAAAUGCAUAUUUCCAUGUUCGUGUUGAUGAUAUCAGAAUUGGACAGCCAUUUUUCUGGUUAUUGAAUCAAGGAAUUCAUCAGUCUCGCUAUGAAAUUCAUCUUUGUUCUGAUGGAACAAACACUUACAAAAAAUUCCUUGAUUUCAAACUUAAUACAUUGGAAGGAUGGAAUAAAAUUGCAGAAGAAUUCAAAAAAUUCUAUGAUCAAGCACUAAUAGGAGCUUUAAAUAUUAAUAAAAAGAUUGCAAACUGUGAUAUCCGUAAUUGGAGUUUUAUUUUUGCUGCAAUAACUUAUCCAAAUAUUUAUCUGGAAUUAUCUAACCCUGAAAUGAUUACAACAGAAGAAGAACAACUCAAAGAAACUUUCAAAAAGAUGAAAAUGAUCAAAAUUGAUAUACUUGGAAUAAUUAAUUCUCAGCCAGAAGAAAAAGUGGAUUAUCUUUAUGAAGUUUCAAAAAUAAAUAGAGAAGAAUAUAGAAAGAAAUAUUUCUCAAAUUAUGGAAAGAAGACAUGUUUCAUAUUGACAACAAAUCCGGUUAAUGAGACUCAAAUCAAAGUUUUCUUUACAAGAACUGUGAAAAAAUAUUCUAAUUAUACAUUUGUUGCAAAGCCUCAUCCGAGUGCUCCUUAUUCGAAAAAUUUGUCUGAAUGGAUGAAUAAUGAAGUAAAAGUGAUUCCGUUUGAAGGCGAACAGAUACCUGCAGAGAUUAUAUACUCUGCAUUUGCCGGCAAAGUUAAAGUUGGUGGAUAUCCAACAUCUACAUUUACUUCUGUCAAUUUGGAUGAUGUACUUUUCAUUUAUAUUGAAAAAAUGGAUAAGCUAUUCCCUCCUUUAGAUACAUUCGUAGAAAGGAAAAUGAUCAAAGGAGAAUUAAUGAAUUUUGAAAGUCUUGUUGAAGAAUAUCCACAAUGCAUUCCAUCUCUAUCUCCAACUCCAAGUAAUGACAAAAAAUCCAAAUUCUUGAAGAUUGGAGUUCCAAUUAUUUCUUUUGUUUGUGUCGCAAUCAUUGUUGGUAUUGUUAUAUUAGUUAUCUAUUUUCGUAAACACAAAAAGGUUGUUGAUGAAUCAGCACCACAACCAUAA